Molecule: messenger RNA, 693 nt
Organism: Arctia plantaginis
Lineage: Eukaryota; Metazoa; Arthropoda; Insecta; Lepidoptera; Erebidae
Source: the annotation of a GenBank genome assembly
AUGGAAGAAUGUUUUCAAAAAAGAUUUGAAUUGCGAAAAUAUAGAUUGUUUCGCAAAUUGAACAAAAUGAAGGCGAUAGCAGUAUUCUGUUUGGUGGCAAUGUUCUGCAGCGUCCUCGCCAAGAGCAAGAAGGAUGACAAUAAAGUGAAGAUUGCAGUAUACUACGAGUCCUUAUGUCCAGACAGCAAGGCCUUCAUUGUUCAGCAGCUGGCGCCAGUGUGGAGGGACUUCCGAGGAGUUAUCAAGGUGAAAUUGGUGCCCUAUGGCAAAGCCACGCACGACAAAGUCGAUGGCAAAUGGCAGUUCAAUUGUCACCAUGGUGCUGAUGAAUGCUACGGAAACAAGAUCCAGUCAUGCAUACUGAAGGACCGCGCCUUCCUGGACACGGAGAAGAUGGAGGCGGUCAUCUGUCUCAUGAGUCAGACCAACCCUGACAAGUCUUUAGACACGUGCCUAACCCAAGUGAACAAAAUAUCGGAGUCCUCUAAAAUCAAGAAAUGUGCGUCAGGUGACCAGGGCAGCGAUCUCCUCGCGGCGUACGGCAAUAAGACCGACCAAGUCAGCAGACCGCUGUCAUUCGUACCAACUAUUAUUAUUAAUGAGAAAUUCGACCAAACUACUCAAGACGAGGCGUUCUCUAACUUAAAGAGUGUCGUCUGUCGCGUCGCAGCCAAGAAGCCUUCAAACUGCUAA